AAGUACAUAUCUAUCUUUGCACGUUAAAAAUAUUAACAAAUAUAAUUAAUUAGGAUUGCACUUAUGACUUUGUACGUUUCAUUUGAAGAAAAAAGAAAAAAAAAAGAGAAAGAAAGAUCUUUAUCAUAUAAUAUGAACGUGUGAAAAAUAUUUUUAAUAGAACAUUUAGAAUAAUGUUAAAUUUACGUGAUAAUUAAUAACACGACUGUAUACCGCGAGGUAUUUAUCAAUUCUUAUUAAUUUCAUAAUUUCUAAGCUCUCAAAUUUAAGAUAUAUAUAUAUUUUUUUUUUGCGAGGAUUGUUCAAGUUUCUAGGAUUCUAGUCCGUUUAACGAGAUUAUCCUUAUCUUCCUUGAUUUAAGAGAAUCAUUUUCAAUGACUGAUUUGUUAUCUUUUACUUUUUAUUACUAAUAGAUAGAUACGCAUAAUUUAAGGAGAUUAAACGAAUCGAUCUUCACAUUAUGUAGACGAUACAUUAAGAAAUAAAUGACUCGUAAGAAAUAAACGAAUAAGUGACACAAUUUUUGUGAACCUCAUAUGGAUAUGUAAAAGAUGUAAGUAAAAAUGUGCUAUUUAAAUAUCGCGGUAGAACGAUGAUCGAUUGUUCACAAUUCGAUAAGUAUCGAUAGACGAUUGCAACGCCAUCGAUCUUCAAACUAAUUCAACGACAUUGCUACAGACAGCAAUACUGAAUUCUUACAAAGAAGAAAUGGCUUUUUAAAAAUUAUUAAUAAAAAUAAAAAAAGAACAAUCUUUUCGGUAACAUAAUCAAAUUAAAUCAAGUGUGAUGUAAUCUUAAAAUUGACAAAGGUAUAAAUUCAGAACGCGAUGUCUUCAUUGAUCGUAGCACACGAUCAAAGCAUCAUGAUGUUAGAAUUUGCAGUUGAGAACCUGUACGUACCAUGGAAUUCUAUCUUUGACAAGGCAAUUUUGAAAAAGGUAACGGUAAUGUUUCGUUUUUUGGAUGAGGAUUGGACCGAGCUUUUACCAAAUCGGCGCGAUCAUUGUCCUUACCGUGGUUCGAAUUACGAAAACGAACGAUUUUAUGGUGGACGUUCGGUAGUCUUUCCCUUACCCGAAUCAUGUUUCGAAAAACCUAUGAAUGCGAUUGAUAUUCAAAUCUACGUAUUUAAAGAGAUAUGCGAUUAUUUCGAGCUCGACUCUUGCGAGAACGUAGGAUUCGUAUUAUUGAGAGUCGAUCAUUUGAUUAAUGCCAUUAUCAAGGAAUUAAAAGAACGUAAAGAACUUGGUCUAUAUUUGUGCAAUUCUCAUGAAAACGAGCCUAUUUCGAGAUCAUUGGUAGGAACGUAUACGUUAAUGAACGACGACUUAAAGAAUACUGAAGCAACAAUAAAAAUAUAUAUACGUAUCACUUAUCUUGGUAAUUGCGUUGUCACUGAAUUUGAGAACAGUAGAGGUAUAAAAACGGCGUUUCAUUGUCGUAAGGAUAACAUCGAAGGACUUCCUUACCAAUUACGCGAGUUAACAUCAGAGAAUCUUAAGACUGGUUGUUGGGGUAGUCAAUCCUAUAUAACACCGGCGAUUCUAAAGAAGUUAAAGUGUUACUGCGCAAAAGAUAAGAUAGAGAAACAAAUAUUAGCCGAAAUGAUAGCACAUGCUGAAGCUACUCGUGCUGCUGAAGAAGCUCGUGCCGCUGAAGCUGCUCGUGCCGCUAAAGCUGCUCGUGCCGCUGAAAUAGCACGUGCUAAUGAAGCUAUUCGUGCUUCUGAAGAAGCUCGUGCUGCUGAAGCUCGUGCCGCUGAAGCUGCUUUGAAAGGUAUCGGAAAAGAAGACUCUAAUAAGAAGAAGAAAAGUAAAAAGAAGGAUAUGGGUGCUGAUGCUCAAAUCCUUGCUAACAUCGAUAAUAUUUAUGAAGAAAGGAUUCGUCUUUUAAUGGAGGCAAUGAAGGAACGUAAAAGUCGAGGAUUAGGUCCUCCUGCUGCAGCUUUUGGUAUAAAAGAUGCAAGAAAGAUUUGCUCUCCAUUAUUUACUAUACCUUGUAUUCAAGUUUGUUCUCCUGCUUGUAAUCCCUUUUUCCCCUGUUCGAACUUUAUGCCUGAUGUCGGAGGAUAUCUAACAUAUACUACAUGCUGCUUAUGAAAUAGAAUAUGUGCAAUAAAAUAUUAAUGAAAUUAAAUUAAAAAGUAAUUCUUAUCAGCA
Molecule: messenger RNA, 2159 nt
Organism: Vespula vulgaris
Lineage: Eukaryota; Metazoa; Arthropoda; Insecta; Hymenoptera; Vespidae
Exons: 3
Coding region: 828-2099 (423 amino acids)
Source: RefSeq, a predicted model, not a curated record